UUUUUCUCUCUCUCAUUGCGCCCUUAUAUAACCCUCCAUUCCUCCCCACCACCUUCACAUCCACACCUUUCUUUCAAACGUACCAAACUCUCUCUCUCUCUCUCUCUCUCUCUCUCUCUCUCUCUCUCUCUCUCUCUCUCUCUCUCUCUCUCUCUCUCUCUCUCAUUUUCUCUCAUUUUCUCUCAUUCUCUCUCACUCUCUAUCAAAGUUAGGUUUCAAUAAGCUCAACUCAUGGCGAUAAAGAAGUCGAACAAAGUGGCAGCGUCUCAAGCAGCAACUAUAAAGAAACUCUUGAAGAGAUGCUCAAGUCUUGGAAAGAAGAAUCAAGGUAACUGCUACUUCAGCGACGUACCGAAAGGUCACUUCCCGGUCUAUGUCGGUCAACAAAGAAGUCGUUACGUGGUCCCAAUCGCAUGGCUAGCUCAUCCAGAGUUUCAGACACUCCUCCAACUAGCUGAGGAAGAGUUUGGAUUUGAGCACGAGAUGGGUCUCACUAUCCCUUGUGAUGAAGCCGUCUUUCAAUCACUCAUCUCCAUGUUCAGAUAGAACUCAAUCUCGAGAGAGACUGAUUUAACUCUCAAUUGGUAAUCUCUCGAGAUUAUGAUCCCCUUAAAGGGUUUGAUCACAUUGUCACACUCUAGACUGGGAAGACAGAAACGUCAAACUCUAUUAUCAAGAAAAUCAAGAAACAAGGAAUAAUAAAUAUAUAAUAUAUAUUAUGGGAUUUAGGUUUUUCUAUUCUCUUAAGAAGACGGAAGCAAAUGGUGGGCAUGGCGAUCAAGCAUCGACUCAAGAUUUGUGACUAUGCCAAUGUAUCUAACAGUAGUUUAAUUAACCACUCUCUUGGAAUUUUUAUCUUUCCUAUAUAUUAUUUUCGGUGUCUUGUCUAUUUCGAAUAUUUUGUAUAUUGGGUGGGCGACUUUUCCCUCAAGUCAACGUGUAUUGUUGACAGUUGGUUCUUGAGAGGAAUAGCUAGUUUACUUGUAUUGAUUUUGAAUCAAUAAAUUUUAUUUUCUUAUU
Molecule: messenger RNA, 1020 nt
Organism: Brassica rapa (field mustard)
Lineage: Eukaryota; Viridiplantae; Streptophyta; Magnoliopsida; Brassicales; Brassicaceae
Product: protein SMALL AUXIN UP-REGULATED RNA 10
Biological process (GO): response to auxin
Source: RefSeq, a predicted model, not a curated record